Molecule: messenger RNA, 1940 nt
Organism: Eurytemora carolleeae
Lineage: Eukaryota; Metazoa; Arthropoda; Copepoda; Calanoida; Temoridae
Product: AT-rich interactive domain-containing protein 4B
Exons: 19
Coding region: 144-1940 (598 amino acids)
Biological process (GO): regulation of transcription by RNA polymerase II
Cellular component (GO): nucleus
Molecular function (GO): transcription cis-regulatory region binding
Source: RefSeq, a predicted model, not a curated record
UUCAGCUGUUUUGUGUCUACAUACAAUUAACUGUCUGAAAGGUCAUGGAGGGAGAUUUACAAAUGAAUUUCCAAAAUUGUAAUAAAAUUGAAUCUUGACCCGUUGAAGAGUUAUUUCUUAUAAAUCCUGGUUAUCCAUACAACAUGCAGGCGGAGGAACUUGCUUGUCUGCCUGUAGGCAGUGAGGUGUCAGCAAAGUACAAAGGAGCUUUCUGCGAAGCUAAAGUUAAAAAGGUGCACAGAGUUGUCAAGUGCCGGAUAACCUUCAAACUGGGACUAGGAAGCUUUACUCUCUGUGAUUCAUUGUUAAAAGGAAAUAUAUUGGCUGGAGCUACUGUACAAGCCAAGCAUCCAGAGAAAGGCACGUUUUUAGAUGCUGUAAUCAACAAAAUACAGGAUCAAUCCCACUACACCGUCGUGUUUGAUGAUGGUGAUAUUGCGACAUUAAGACGGAACGCACUAUGCAUGAAAUCCGGGAAACAUUUCAACGCCUCGGAAUCCUUGGACAACCUUCCUUUAACUCAUCCGGAACAUUUCGGAACUCCGGUCGGAGGCCGGAGGCGGGGCAGGGUUGAAGAGGAGGAGGAGGAAGAGGAGAGUUCGGAGGACGAGGAAUCCAACCAACCUUAUUUAGGGAGUAUAGGACGAGUAGUGUGUGUUGAAGUAACGGAUAAAAAACAAACAAAAGCCAAGGAGAACUGGUUUCCAGGCCUAGUGGUUGCACCAAACGCCCAGGAAAUAGUGAAGAUCAAUACGAAAGAAGACUUUCUAGUCCGAAGUUUUAAGGAUCAUCGGUAUUACACUGUGCCUAAGAAGGAAUGUAAACGGUUCCAUCGAGAAACUGCCAAAUCCUCAACUGAUACUGGCUUACUAAAGGCUGUGGAGAACGCUGUAGCUUAUCUAGAUGAGGAUGUUCUGCCUCCUCACUGGGAUAGAGAGAUUCUCUUCGAUAUGCGCGAAGAAACGAGUACUGGAGAAGCGUCAAGUGAAGAAGAUGUGCUGGAGAGCGGAGAGGAAGAUUCAGAGAGUACAGAGGAGAAGGAUCAUCUAGUUGCUGAGCUGUACAAGCAUAUGGAUGAUCGAGGAACACCUAUCAAUCGGACCCCGUCGAUCGGAACAAGUGAUGUCGAUCUUUAUCGACUCUUCAAGGUGGUUCAACGUCUUGGUGGACAAAACCGUGUCACAGCGCAUAAUCAGUGGAGACAGGUUGCCAAGAAAUUAGGAUUUGAAACCAACUGGUGUGUAAAUCAGGUUCGUGUGUGUUAUAACAGAUAUCUGCACAGUUUUGAGGAUCUCUACCGUACCCUUGGUUGUACACUUGUAAACCAUCCUAGAGGAAACCUCAGAAUCCGGCAUGGAUCUGGUCGACCUCUGGCCCGUGGAGUCCGUAUAGGAAGUAGAUCUAAGGAGGAGGAAGAGGCUGGAGGAGAGGAGGAUAAUAGUGAUAGAAGUAGUGUCAGCAGUCAAUAUAGUGAAACUAGGAUUAAACAGGAACCUGAAGAGGAUAAGGAAGCAGCCCCUGUCCCUAAGAAGGAUGGAAGAGGAAGGAAGAAGGGAACCAAGCUGAAGAAGGAAGUAAAGGAAGUAAAGGAAGAGAAGGAUGAAAAGGAAGAGGAACUGAAUGAGACUCUUGAGCUUGAAACUGAAAUAGUGGAGAGGAAGAAUAAGAAAGGACCGGGGGGAGCCAAGGGAAAAGGGUCAAACCUGUUUUCGAGACCAAGGCGUGAUUCAUCUUCUAGUCUUUCCACCGCGUCAGAGGCUAAAGGACGCCGAGAGGGAAGUUUGCUGGUUAAACAGGACGUUGAGAAGGAGGACGAGGACAGUGAUAGCAGUGGGAAGGUAGGACGAGGACGGAAGAAAAGACCAAAGGAAGAGGAAGAUGAAGAUUUUGGCUCAGAUCUGGAUUCUACCGGAACUAGAAAGAAAAAGUUUGAGGACUAA